CGGCUCUCCUCCAGGCUUUCUCUCUUGCUCCUCCUCCUCUUCCUCUCCUCCUCCUCCUCCUGCCCCCCGGGCUCACUGCCGGAACUUCACCUGCCACGGGUGCCCACCCCUGCCCACCCCUGCCCAUCCCUGCCCACUCUUGCCCACUCUUGCCCAUCCUCUGCCCACCCCACCAUUGGAGAGUCCCGGUGCCCGGCCUGUGCCCGCCCCGGUGUCCACCGCGGUGCCCAGCCUGGUGCCCGCCGGGAUGGGCCGGGGCCGCCGUCGUGCCCGCCUGCUGACCGUGCUGCUAUUCGGGGCGCUGCUGUCCGCCGACCUCUACUUCCACCUCUGGCCCCGGGUGCGGCAGCAGCGGAGGACUCAGGCAUCCCCAGUCCCCUGCCCCUGCCCUCCGGGGCCCCCCUCCGGACGCCCGAGGGCCCCCCCUCUGGUCCGCUCCAAGCUGCGCCUCCUCUUUGCCCACCCGCUGUACAGUGGGCCCCAGGGGCAGGGGUCCGGCCCAGUCUCCACCCAAGGGGCCGCCCCGGACCGGGGGGCGGCCGACCCCUUGCUGGCCACCCAGGAAGCCGUGCGCUACUACCGGAGGAAGCUGGCCCGCUGGAAUAGGCGCCACAGAAUGUACCGAGAGGAGCUGAACGUGACGUCCCCGGAGCCCCCGCUGCAGUUUCGCCUGGAGGCCAGCUGGCUUCAGUUCCACCUGGGCAUCGACCGGAACGGGCUCUACCCUCGGGCCGGCCCCGCCGUGGAUGCCCUCCUACGGGACAUGAGGCGGUUGAGCACCGUCAGCGCCGACUACAGUCAGGAUGAAAAGGCCCUGUUGGGAGCAUGUGACUGCAGCCAAAUUGUGAAACCCAGUGGCGUCCACCUGAAGCUGGUGCUGAGGUUCCAGGACUUUGGGAAAGCCAUGUUCAAGCCAAUGAGACAGCUGCGGGAGGAAGAGACGCCAGAAGACUUCUUCUACUUCAUCGACUUUCAGAGGCACAACGCAGAAAUCGCUGCAUUCCAUCUUGAUCGGAUUCUGGAUUUCCGCCGGGUGCCCCCAACGGUCGGGAGGUUGGUGAAUGUGACCAAGGAAAUCCUGGAAGUCACGAGGAAUGAGAUUCUGCAGAGUGUUUUCUUUGUUUCCCCAGCCAGCAACGUGUGCUUCUUCGCCAAGUGCCCUUACAUGUGCAAGACGGAGUACGCGGUCUGCGGCCAGCCGCACCUCCUCGAGGGCUCCCUCUCGGCCUUCCUGCCCUCCCUCAACCUGGCCCCCCGCCUCUCCCUGCCCAACCCGUGGAUCCGCUCCUACACCCUGGAUGGAAAAGAAGAGUGGGAGGUGAAUUCCCUGUACUGUGACACGGUGAAGCAGAUCUAUCCGUACAAUAGCAGCAACCGGCUCCUCAAUAUAAUCGACAUGGCCAUAUUCGACUUCCUGAUAGGGAACAUGGACCGCCAUCACUACGAGAUGUUUACCAAGUUUGGAGACGACGGCUUCCUCAUCCACCUGGACAAUGCCAGGGGGUUUGGUCGCCAUUCCCGCGACGAGUUUUCGAUCCUCUCCCCGCUGUCACAGUGCUGCUUGAUCAAGAAGAAAACCCUGCUGCACCUCCAGCUGCUGGCCCGGCCAGACUACCGGCUCAGCGACGUCAUGCGGGAGUCUCUGCUUGAAGACCAGCUGACCCCCGUCCUCAGCGAGCCCCACCUCCUCGCCCUGGACAGGCGGCUGCAGCACGUCCUCCGGACCGUGGAGGGGUGCGUCCGGAUCCACGGCGAGCGGAGCGUGGUGGCCGGCGAACCGCUGGACGAGCCCCCGCCCGCCCCCCACCCGCCCGCCAGCUAGGGCCGGAGGCGGGCGCGGAGAGACCGUGUUGAGGGAAGAGGGGGGCAGAGGAUGUCCGCGCUGAUCUUCUCACCACCGCCCACUUCCUCCUUUCAGCUCCCUGUAGUUCCCAGGGGCCCGUCGGGAGCCUCCAUCGGGGACCCGAGGGCGGUCUCGGUCGGUCCGGGGAGUCCCACCGAGUCUGAAAUCCUCCCCCGUGGGCGACGAUCCCGCGGCAGUAGCCCUCCCGAGCGGCCGGGCUCCCCGCUCCCACCCCGCAGCAGGGAGAGCGAUUGGUACGGGUCAGCCGGCCUCCCGUAGGGACCGGGAGGGGCCGGGACCCCGGAGCCGGGUCCUUGCCCCAAAUAAGACAAAGCGCAUCGGAGACGAGGACGAGGGAGCGAAAGGCCGCGGCCUCCCGUCCCGACCCGGGAGUCGAGGACGGACUCUUCUUCCCCCGGACGAAGCCGAGGGGCCCGAUUGCCGGAGCGGGCCUCUCCUGCGGCGGGGGCUCGCCCGGCCCGAGAGUCGAGGUGUCUCGACCUCCAAAGAACGUUUCUGCUCAAGUUGUCCCCCGCGAGGUCUCUGGAGGCUGUACUCCGAAAAAGCCGGGUGGUGGUGAGGGGCAAAGAUUAGAUGCCGAGAAGUCUUGAGAGGGGCAAAGUCCCCAGCGAGCGGGUCAGGGGGCACUCCAGGGGCCGGUCUCUCCUCAGCCCCCCCCCGACCCAGCCUUGCAGAGAGCCCGUUUCCCGCUCUGACCGUUUCCUUUGCACGGAGGAAGCGCUGACACCCCUCGCUCUUCCGUAAGUUAAAUCUCGCUUGGUGGAUCGGCUCAGGAGAUGUCUACACGGCACGGAGUCGAGCGAAGGUUUGUCAGAUUCUCUCCCAAACUGGAUCGCCGUAAGUGUCCCCAAUUGUCUUUCAGGCCUCAAACCGGCUGACUGGUAGGUCAUUUCACUUUCAGCUGGGCACCCACGGCGGGGUCCCCCACUCGAUCACCUCGUCUACCGACUUGGGGGGCACGGGAUCACUGGUACACGGGUGCCAUCUCUGAGCCACACCCUCACAAACCGGGCCGCACGGUUUCAGGGAUUAGAGGGAUCCCUCCAGUCGGACCCGGGGGCCGGGUCCCAUCCCCGCGGCACUGCGGGCCGCCCCCUCACCCCCCCACCCUCCCCUCACUGCUCACUCCCUCAUCCCCCGCCCCCUCCCACGAGCUCAGAGGACCGAUUACUGCUCGGGAUACUGGUUUGGGCCGAGCCAGCGCGCACACCCGUGGGACGGGAGAGGGCGGGAUCCUUGUCUAAAAAGGAAAGAGGGGGAAGGGCCCCAUAGUUAUUUGACAUGGACUCCCAGUCUCACCCAUCCCGAAUCUCGGCCGAGGCCCGAGAUUCUCGGGAAGCAGCGUGGCUCAGUGGAAAGAGCACGGGAUUUGGAGUCAGAGUU
This is a messenger RNA of Tachyglossus aculeatus (Australian echidna), 3247 nucleotides long. RefSeq names its product FAM20A golgi associated secretory pathway pseudokinase (gene FAM20A). The transcript has 11 exons. NCBI's taxonomy places the organism in Eukaryota, Metazoa, Chordata, Mammalia, Monotremata, Tachyglossidae. Gene Ontology annotation, cellular component: Golgi apparatus. Gene Ontology annotation, molecular function: protein serine/threonine kinase activator activity. Bases 248 to 1822 code for a protein of 524 amino acids. The record is from RefSeq and is a predicted model, not a curated record.